CCGCUGCCCGCUAUUUACCUGGUUGUAACUUGGAGUCAGGACCCGAGGACGUGCUUCCCGGGUUUGGGCAUCAGAUGUAAGGCCCGGGGGAGCAUCAAUGACAGGACAGGGAAUGUAUAGCAUUCGGCAAAAGGCUUAAUUAAGAGCUUCCGGUUUGAAUAUCUCUACAGAGGCCUGCAAAGUCACGCUGUGGGUUGACUGGGCGAUUAACUUAUUUUUUUGGUACGACCUGUCCCGGAGACUCAGGGCCAGCAGCAAAUUUACAAACCGCCAGAUGCCUCAGUUAAAACGGCUGUAAGAAUCCUGGUGGACCGCGUCCUAGCCAGAGCCUCGCGCAUGCGCCAGAGUCACUGCGCGAGUGCACGCAUGCGCGCACCGGAGCCACUGCGCAUGCGCACGCGCAGACCCACGGCGCAUGCGUGUACGUCAGUGCCACGGCGCAAGAAUGCACGCCAGGGCCCUGCCCCCUACACUUGGUAAUCAUGGCAUCCUGUUUGGUACCCUUUCCGGACGCCGAAAACCAGAAUCCAGGCUCUCCAUGGGAAGACGCUUCAAGAGCGCCACAGGUUUUGCCAUCCGGGAUGGUAUACCUGUGGGCUGCACAGUGCAUCGAGCUCGCGUCAUCCUACUCCGAGGAGGGAUGACAUCGUGAUGCCCAUGCAGAGAGGCACUAUUUGAUUCUGGAAGACCACCCCCUUUCUGACUCUCAGCAUCUUGGCUCUGUUCCAGGUGGGGAUCCUCCGGACUGUCCUAUCAGAUUUUCAGUUUAGAUCUUGGCGGCAUAUCAACUGUGGUUCUAAAUGGCUAUGAUAUAGUGAAGGAAUGCCUUGUUUAUCAAAGCGAAGUUUUUGCAGAUCGACCCUGUCUUCCUUUAUUUGUGAAGAUGACAAAAAUGGGAGGCCUACUCAAUUCCAGGUAUGGUCGAGGAUGGGUUGAUCAUCGAAGAUUAGCUGUAAAUAGCUUUCGCUAUUUUGGAUAUGGUCAAAAGUCUUUUGAAUCUAAAAUCUUAGAAGAAACCAAAUUUUUCAUCGAUGCUGUUGAAACAUACAAAGGUAGACCAUUUGACUUAAAGCAAUUAAUAACCAGUGCUGUUUCAAACAUAACCAACCUGAUUCUUUUUGGUGAACGAUUCAGUUAUGAAGACACUGAUUUUCAGCAUAUGAUCGAGUUAUUUAGUGAAAAUGUGGAACUUGCUGCCAGUGCCUCUGUGUUCCUGUAUAAUGCCUUUCCGUGGAUUGGCAUCUUACCUUUUGGAAAACAUCAACAGCUGUUUAGAAAUGCAGCUGUUGUCUAUGAUUUUCUCUCUGGACUUAUUGAAAAAGCGUCUAUCAACCGAAAACCUCAGUUACCUCAGCAUUUUGUUGAUGCUUAUUUAGAUGAGAUGGAUCAAAGUAAAAAUGACCCAUCAUCUACUUUCUCCAAAGAAAACCUAAUUUUCUCUGUGGGUGAACUCAUCAUUGCUGGAACUGAAACUACAACAAAUGUACUGCGGUGGGCAAUUCUUUUCAUGGCCCUUUAUCCUAAUAUUCAAGGACAAGUUCAGAAAGAGAUUGAUUUAAUUAUGGGUCCAAGUGGGAAGCCUUCCUGGGACGACAAAUGUAAAAUGCCUUAUACUGAGGCAGUUUUGCAUGAAGUUUUAAGAUUCUGUAAUAUAGUGCCUCUAGGUAUUUUUCAUGCAACCUCUGAAGAUGCAGUUGUUCGUGGUUAUUCCAUUCCUAAGGGUACAACAGUAAUCACAAAUCUUUAUGCUGUACACUUUGAUGAAAAAUACUGGAAAGACCCAGAAAUAUUCUAUCCUGAGCGAUUUCUGAACAGCAGUGGAUGUUUUACCAAAAAGGAAGCUUUGGUACCUUUUUCCCUAGGGAGAAGACAUUGUCUUGGAGAACAGCUUGCGCGGAUGGAAAUGUUCUUGUUUCUCACAACAUUGCUUCAGCGAUUUCACUUGCAUUUCCCUAAUGAACUGGUUCCAAAUCUGAAGCCCAGGUUAGGCAUGACAUUGCAACCCCAGCCCUACCUCAUCUGUGUUGAAAGACGAUGAAAGUUUAUGGAUAUUUUGUGAAUUAAGGCUAUAUAUUUGCCUUACCCAUGAACCUUGUUUAAUCUAAUUAAUAUUUGUGUUAAGACUGAACUCACAAGACUCAUGCAGCCAAAUGAACACGUGUCUUUAAAAACAGGACUACAGCAAUAACAAGCAUUGCCUGUGCUCUUUCCCACAACUUUCUAUGACCUCUGAAGUAGAAUUGUCUGAAAGAAAACAAAGGUAGAGAUGACAACUGUUGCUUAGGGUAUUAAAAAGGGUCCAUGAAUGCCCUAAGCAGAGCCUGACAUUUUGGCCUCUUUUUUGAUCCUUUACCCUUUUGAUCCUUCAUGCAUUUUGCUUCUGCCCUGGGUAUUCUGUUCUAGUUAUUAAUAUCCAGCACCCUCUGUUUGGGUAUUAACACUAAUAGAUUGUGUGGUACUCAUCCACCUUAAUAGAAAAGUGAAAUAAUUUGGACCCAAAUAAAUUAUUUAGAUAUGGUGGUAAUGAUAGAAAAAAAUAUCUAAAGUGAGCCUACAGGAGCUUUCAAAUCUGGCUUUCUAUUGUCUAUUGUGUCAUAAAAGUUAUGUUACUAUUCCUAUAAAUAAAGUCCCUUUGACCCAUGAGCAUCUAUCCUCCAAAAGAUAGUAAAUAAAAUAUUAUAAUAAUAUAUUUGAAAUUAAAAUGACACAAGAUUGCUAAUUUUUUAGACACAGACAUUUCUACUUUCCCCCAAAUCAGUCAUAGGGCUUCAAGAGUGAAUCAUUUUAUCUUCUAGAGAUUUCUAGACAUACCCUUUUAUUACUGUUAUUUUUCUAUCUUUAGUUAUUUCUAUUAUCUCUAAUACUAUUCAAAACAAUAUGCUUUAGUGUCAGGGCAACUAUAUGCUGGCAUACUUAAGCAAGACGAUGUACUAUUAAUAUUAAUGCUAGGAAAACAAGUAUAAACAGUGACUGCCCUGAGCAAACUGGUCAAUAUAUUUGCCCAUUUAUAGAUUUUCUUCUACACUGUUGCCUCUGAAGUUGUACAUCAAAGGUUCAUGGUCUUUCGACUUAGUUUAUGAAUAGUUUCAGCCUCAGGAGUAAAUAUACAUAAUGGAUUUGAUCUUAAUUUGACUCCAUUGUUAAAUAUUUUCAAGUUUCUUUGGAUAAAUCAGCACCUUAAAAAAAUUAAGCACUGUGUCUUACAAUACUGUUAAUGAUAGGUUUCAUACAUAAAUUGGUUCCAAUACCACACUCUGACCAAGGCUCUUUAAAUCAACACUCUGCAUAUCUGAAAUAUUCCCAAAUGCUAUGCUAUCCAUUAAUACUAUUGGAUUAUGGUUCAUCUAGUUCUAAUAGUGACAGUGAUGUAAUUUACUUCCCCAAAAGUGUAUGUACUCCAUUGGGGUGGAGUUAUCUUAAACAAAAAUAAGGACUGUUAUAAAGAGAGGAGAAACUCCCAACAAGACCCAUUACUGUAUUUGUCUCACUGUCCCCUGACCACUUCCUGUAAGCAAAUGAUAAGACCAUCUAAUCUAUCACCUUGACUCUCAACAAAUUGAAGUUGUUUCUUCAUAUUUACUCUUUCUUAGAUCCAGAAAAACUCCUUCUUAUUGCCAUGUUGCCUAUAAAUGUCUAAGUUGAAUUCUGUAGACUUAUCCAGAGGUUCGGUUGUCUUUUUCAGCAAAAUAAUGUAUUUUGACACGUAAAAUAUAGUAAAAAAUGGGAAGCCCUAAUUUUGUUCAGGAAUACACCUAACUUUUAGGAUGAUUAAGAACUCCACAAACCUAUGCAAACUGGGGAAAAUGCUAUUUAUUUAUUUACCUUGUAUCUAAGGAAGUAUUUUUCCUCCUUAAGUUAAUGUCAACCUGACAAAAAUUUUAAAAUGUAGACUCAGACUGUUUCAGGAAAACUUUCAUCUUAGUAUGCUCAUGUUACAGCCCAGAGAAUAGGGAACCAGACAGGGAAAGUGAUGACUAUAGUUCACAACAAAAACAUUGUUUUAAAUUUCAUACUCUUAUAGGGUGAGAGAGUAAGUAAAACAGAGAGGACACUUGGCUUGCAUGUGGCUCAUCCAGGUUUGAUUUCCAGCACCACAUGUGGUCUCCUGUGCCCUGCCACAAAUGAUCUGUGACACAGAGUCAGGGGUAAGGCCUGAGCACCUGGAUUGGUAACCAUUCAUUUGUUCUGAAUUUGAACCUAAAGUUCUCUGUCAUCUAAACUUAGUCAGGUAUAAGGAUAGAUUUCAAUCAAUGGAGUGAUGAUUUGGUAUAUCAGAAAGGGUAGUAUAGAGAACUGAAUAUGUUUAACUAGAUCUAAUAUUACAACAAAAUGGAAUAAGUGGGAUAGAAUAUUUAAAUAUUUUGUACUCUGAGAAUGCAGAAAUAAAGUAUCCAACAAAAAAUGUAAGGUGAUAAAGGGUAAAAUGUAGGAAAAAAUUAUGUUUAACAGAAGGCAGGGAAUAUAAAACAAAUUCAAAUAGUAGAAGCUUAUGCAUAUUUAAGAGUAUAAACAUGAAGGGUAAAAAUCUUAAAUAGCCAAACCAAUCUGAAAAAUGAAAGAACAAAAAUGGAAGUGUAAGGUCCCUGAGUUAGAAAUAUACUUUAUUGAAAUAAUUUUUAUCAAAAUCCUGGAGCUAGAGAGAUAGUACAGCAGGGAAGGUUUGCAUGCUGUAUAAUCUGCAUUUGUUCCUAGGCACUUCAUAUGGACACUUGAGCACAGAGCCAAGAGGCCCAAAACGAGAGAUAAAUGAAAUAAUAGCUAUUGAAAUAAAAAUGACAUAGAGAUGAAAAUACA
This is a messenger RNA of Sorex araneus (European shrew), 4794 nucleotides long. RefSeq names its product vitamin D 25-hydroxylase. Gene Ontology annotation, biological process: xenobiotic metabolic process. Gene Ontology annotation, molecular function: heme binding; oxidoreductase activity, acting on paired donors, with incorporation or reduction of molecular oxygen, reduced flavin or flavoprotein as one donor, and incorporation of one atom of oxygen; iron ion binding. Gene Ontology annotation, cellular component: intracellular membrane-bounded organelle; cytoplasm. NCBI's taxonomy places the organism in Eukaryota, Metazoa, Chordata, Mammalia, Eulipotyphla, Soricidae. The transcript has 6 exons. The record is from RefSeq and is a predicted model, not a curated record. The coding region runs from base 884 to 2038 and encodes 384 amino acids.